AUGGACGCGUCAAAGGUGCUCGUUCGGACUUCUUUGCUGUAUGAUUUUAAAGUGGGCCUGUCAGCUGCAGAAUCAAGUCGCCGAAUCUGCCAGGCCUUUGGAAAUGAUGCCGUUAACGAACGAACAGCUAGGCAAUGGUUCCAGAAGUUCUGGUCAGGGUAUAUGUCUCUUAGUGAUGCACCACGAAGCGGUAAGCCACAAGCGCUGGACGACGAGGCCUUGAGAGCAGCCAUAAAGAAGGACACUAGCCAAACGUGUGAAGAGCUUGCUGCACGCUUUCAGGUAUCUGAUAAAACGAUCAGACUCCAUUUGCACCUCAUAGGAAAGACAUACAAACUGAGCAAGUGGGUACCCCAUUCACUGUCUGAUGCAAACAACCAGCAGCUUGUCGCAGCCUGUUUUUCAUUGCUUACUCGGCACCGAAAUGCAUCCAUACUUGAUUAA
Messenger RNA from Stegodyphus dumicola, 444 nucleotides. RefSeq names its product histone-lysine N-methyltransferase SETMAR pseudogene. Lineage: Eukaryota; Metazoa; Arthropoda; Arachnida; Araneae; Eresidae. The record is from RefSeq and is a predicted model, not a curated record.